Messenger RNA from Cotesia glomerata, 1988 nucleotides. RefSeq names its product traB domain-containing protein. The record is from RefSeq and is a predicted model, not a curated record. Bases 173 to 1438 code for a protein of 421 amino acids. The transcript has 8 exons. NCBI's taxonomy places the organism in Eukaryota, Metazoa, Arthropoda, Insecta, Hymenoptera, Braconidae.
AUUUUACUUUUUAAUUAACACAUUUUUAAAAGUUUAUAUAAUUUUACAUUAAUUUUUUAUAAUAUAUUGUAUAUAAUUUAUAAAAAUAAUUUAAAAUUUUUAAAUGAAUAUCAACGUCAUCUUAACACGUUUAAUGUUUUGUAAUUAAGUGACUGUUCAAAUUACACUGACAAUGGAGCAUAACGACUCGAAAAAAGGUCUGAUUGGUGGGCAAGGUGUUCAACAAAUGCACAUGUCAAUAAUUAAACCACAACCUGACCCUAACGAAUCUCCGAUUGUUCAUAAUAAAAAUACAACUCCUAAAUCUGUCGAAAUCAGGGAUAAAAAAACUUAUUCUGAUCCUGACAAAAACUCUGUCAUUGAUAUUGAUGAAGCUACAAAUGGAACGGAGAGUGAUACGGAAGACAGUAGUAAUACCAACGAACAUUUUGUUGUUACAAGACCAUUUGGGCAUAAUUUGGAGUGCGAUCCAACUAUUGAUGACAGAUUACCAGAUACAGUAACUUUAUUAACAACUCCAGAAGGUGGAAAAGUGUAUUUAGUAGGAACUGCUCAUUUCAGUGAAGAAAGCCAAAAUGAUGUGUCAAUGAUUAUUCAAGCCGUUCAACCACAUGUUGUCAUGGUUGAACUAUGUGAUGCUCGUGUUCAUAUUCUACAAUUAGAUGAACAAACUAUUCUUAAAGAAGUUGAAAGUUUAAACAUGCAAAAAAUAAAAGCUACAAUAAAACAAAACGGUGUGUUCAAUGGUUUAAUCUACGUUUUAUUACUCAAUAUGUCAGCUCAUAUGACUAAACAAUUAGGAAUGGCACCAGGAGGUGAAUUUCGUCGCGCAUUUACUGAGGCAAAGAAAAUACCUAAUUGCUUAGUCCAGCUUGGAGAUAGACCGAUAAAUAUAACGUUGAAACGUGCACUAGCUUCAUUAUCAUGGUGGCAAACAAUAACACUGUUUUGGAAUUUAUUGAGAUCAAAAGAUCCAAUCAGCAAAGAAGACGUUGAACGGUGCAAACGCCGUGAUUUAUUAGAAGAACUUUUAGCGGAGAUGACUGCUGAGUAUCCGCCUCUAGGUAAAGUGUUUGUCAACGAGCGAGAUAAAUACCUGGCUCACUCACUUCAACUGUCUGUCCGACCUUUCCAAACAUCACAGGGCAUUAAAAACUCCCGUGUGGUUGGUGUCGUUGGCAUUGGUCACAUGCCAGGUAUCAUUAAAUACUGGGGCAAAGUACAAUCGUCUGAAAUCCUGCCACUUAUGGAAAUACCGCCGCAGUCUUUAUCUAGUAAAAUACUUCGAGUUUCUUUUAAAGUAUCUGUUGUGGGUGCUAUUAUUUACGUAGGUUACAAAUUCAUACCAAUGCCAUCGGUGCCGUCAUUUCAAUCAUUCAAGUCAUCGGUUCAGGGACUUUUUAAGUAUUUUAAGGCAGUCCUCGGUGUCUGGCUGUAAAAUAAACGCAUUCAAAAAAUAGCAGGGUAAAUAUUAUGGAGACUGGCACGGGCACCGGAAAAAUGGAUGAGUACGAGCAUCCAAUGCUCAAUGUUAUGUAUGUAUCAAAUAAUAUUCCAGGCAAAGGAAUUGAUAUUGACGAGUUCGAAUCAGAAUUCACAGUAGGCUGUACGUGCAAAUCUGAAUGCACAGAAAACUGUUAUUGUAUGAAAGAAGAAGUCAAUUAUAUUAAUAAUCUAUUCAACGAAGAUAAAUCGUCCAAAUUAAUAUUAGAGUGUAAUUCAAUGUGCUUAUGUUUAAAUAACUGUAAAAAUAGAUUAAUACAACAUGGACCGAUUGAUUGCUUAAAAAUAAUUCAUUCUGAAUUAAAAGGUCUGGGUUUGUCGACGUCGAAAGUUAUUGAAAAAAAUAAAUUUAUAUGCGAGUAUGCCGGCGAAAUUAUUGGUAUUGAUGAAGCUAAACGUAGAACUGAAGAUAAUAAGAUAAAUAAACAAAUGAAUUAUAUUUUAAUUGUUUCUGAGCAUAUUGGUAAUAAAAAAUUAACCACUUG